Molecule: messenger RNA, 2286 nt
Organism: Symbiodinium sp. CCMP2592
Lineage: Eukaryota; Dinophyceae; Suessiales; Symbiodiniaceae
Source: the annotation of a GenBank genome assembly
AUGGCGGCCCCUGGUGCUCCAGCUCGGGGUGGAAUCAUGCCAGGCGCGGCUGGCGGAGCCCGGCGUGACUUUAUGUCAUCUGAUCUCGUAGACAGACUCUACGAGAACACCAUAACUGAACACGCCGAUGCUAAGCAAGCGGCCUUGACAGGAUGGGACGACGUGGCAGCCGACGUUCAGUUGCUGACCCCGCCAGCUGGAGACUUAUACCAAGCUCUUUUGGCAUCGGGCAACGAGUCUACUACCUCGAAUUUGGGGUUUUUGGGUGGAGGCCCAGGCAAAUGGCAUUUACUGCUGGAGCCUGAGUCAUCGGCGAAUCGCUUGGUGGCUAGAAUGCCUCCAGCAGCUCAGCUGAUGGAUCUGACGGAAGCCGAGCUAUCCGGUUUCGUAUUGCACUCAUGCCAGGUACAUGGAGGGACCGAUUGGAUAGCCAGGGCUGACCUUAUGAGGCUCGUGGAACCGGAGACCAGAGCUCUCUUCUCCAGCAGCACGCAGCUUACCCCGGAUCAGCUCACGGAUGCUAGGACCAAUGCGAAGCAAGGAUUCUCCGAGGCCUGCCAAGCGCUGGAGAUCAGACCGACUGGUUUCUAUGUUGAUGUAGUGACCGCAUUAGGAGCUGUGAUGCUGGGCGGGGCUCCGGCACCAACGGCUGCCGGCGCUGCAUUCGCGGCCAUAGGCCCCGUGCAAGGGGUGCCGUCGUCGCGCCAUGCAGCGCUCGCCGGCAUGAUUCGCUACAUAGCCUUCACGAAAGUGGAAGAGCACGUCCGGGCCGGAUAUCGAACCCGACAGGCGAUGACCCAGGCCGGUCGGGGAAUGGACGGCCCAGGGAAGGAUCGCGCUGAGAAAAGCUUGAAAGCGCUUGCAGACAACACAGCGGCGAUGUUGAUCCUGCAUUCCACUGACAAGACCUUGGAGGUCAUAUCGGAGGCGAUGUUGGCAUCUACUGCCGACUGCAUGGCUGAAAUCCUGACUGAUAAUACCAGACAGGCGAUCGCGACGUGGACCACUGGGAAUACUGAUCACGGAGGCCGUGAGGGUGGUUGCGGGGAACGUGAUGGGACAUACUUCCGCGACUUGGCUCUCAGGGCGGCAGUCACGUCGGCGUCCUUCGCGGCAACAGAUCGAUUCGCCACCCUGAUAGACCGAGCGGGAGAUGAUUCGGAGAUGGUUCGCCGAAUCAUCACUGCGGCGACCUUCUUCGAAGUGGUAACUGGGUCGUGGAUCUUCGGAGGAGCGGCCGUGCUUGCUCUUCGGCAAUCUACCCUCACAGCUGCAGACAUGACGGAGAUAGCUAACAACGUAUCUUUGGAUCUGGCCCCCCACGCAGAUUGGCAUUUGUCGUUGUUGCUUGUGCGGUUGGCAUCCGGACACGCGCUAUCGAAUAAUGAUCUGGCCGUGAGCAUGCGACGUGAUCGCUUAGGCAAAACUGGGAUCGAUACCCCAUGGGCUGUGGCGACCACAUGCGGGUGGGCAGCCGCAGGGUAUGUGUCAGGGAAGCAGUCGUCGCUGAUCGGAAAUCUGUUCCAAAUGGGGACACUCGUCAGUGGGCUCUACCGCACCUUGGACCUGGCAGCCGCCUCGCCCUAUCUGAAAGGCGCCAUCGCCGGAGUGAGGGCAGUGACGGCAGCAGCGACGGUCAUGGAAAUGCUGCAGUUGUUCACCCGCAUAUUCGGGGCAGAAGCAGAUCUCUUCGCCUUCGUGGACCUCCCACUAACGCCGGAUCGCUUCUUUGAAGAGUCCCGGCAAAUCCUGGCGAAUCCUCUCCGCUACGCCCGUUUCGGGGCGUACAUGCUACCAGGUUUAGCCGGCAACACCAAGGCCCUUGAUGAUCACAAGAAGUUGGCCCACGUAUUAGGAGCCCUGUCAGGUGCAAUGGACUCAAUUGCCGAUAAGAAUUUCCUUCAGGCAGCGUCCCUACACCACCAGGGCCGGAAAGCCCCGGUGGCCAGUGUCUUCGCUCGCCUGUUUGAGGAGAGCGAGCACGCAGCGCUGUAUGCGUCCAAUGUUCGUGGGUUUGUGCGAGAGCUGGAAAUGUAUAUGCCGGAACUUGCAUGCCACGGGGCUAUUUCAGCUUACUGGAAUCAGCUUACAUGUCAGUGCAUGAUGGUGCUGCAAGCUCAGCCUGCAGCGGCAAUCCCGCUGGUGCCGCACAACGGGCACCCGUUCUGGGAUCAUCUGGGUCAGUGCUUUGCUAGAAUUCGACUGAGAUCAUGGUUUCUUUACGUGGACUAUGAGCUGGACAGAUCGUGCCGAGGCUUCUACAUGGAAACCUUACGACCGGCAUGA